CAUAUUCGAAUUGUACCUAGUAUCGAGAACCCUAGUCGAAGUCUAGUAUUUAAUAUUAUCGAAAGAGAUCUCGAAGCUGGACGGAUCAUCAAAAUUGGUCGAUUUACAGAUAGAUCUUCUAUUCAAAAUCAUAUAUCAUUCAAGAGCAAAGUCGUAUCGAGAUCUCAUUGUGAGAUAUGGUUGAAUCAAGAUGGAAAGAUUAUGCUUAGAGAUACAAAGUCUUCUUCAGGUACCUUUUUGAAUCAUGUCAGAUUAAGUCCGGCCAAUACAGAAAGUAGGUCUGUAGAAGUGAAAGAUGGCGACUUGGUCCAGUUAGGCAUAGAUUACCAGGGUGGUUAUGAAGAAAUAUACAGAUCUGUUAAAAUGCGAUUUGAAAUAAAUCGACCCUCUCAUCAUAAUCGGCCUGUAUCCUAUACAAUGUCAGCAUUUAAUAAUUUACGAAAUUUGACUAGUUUAUCAUUAACUAAUCAAAUAGUAGAAAUAGAGGAAUGUGUCAUUUGUUUAUAUGCUUUGGCUCCUUUCCAGGCACUCUUUGUGGCGCCCUGCUCUCAUUCUUUCCAUUUCAAAUGUAUACGACCUCUUUUUGACAGUUAUCCAGGGUUUCAAUGCCCUACUUGCCGUACUUACUCGGAUUUAGAUGCCAGCGUAGCUAUAGAGGCCGAAGAAGUCAUUGCAAAAUACGGACUG
Messenger RNA from Mycotypha africana, 687 nucleotides. RefSeq names its product SMAD/FHA domain-containing protein. Gene Ontology annotation, biological process: protein ubiquitination; mitotic spindle assembly checkpoint signaling; negative regulation of septation initiation signaling. The record is from RefSeq and is a predicted model, not a curated record. The transcript has 3 exons. Lineage: Eukaryota; Fungi; Mucoromycota; Mucoromycetes; Mucorales; Mycotyphaceae. Gene Ontology annotation, molecular function: protein binding; ubiquitin protein ligase activity. Gene Ontology annotation, cellular component: cell division site; cytosol; ubiquitin ligase complex. The annotation marks the transcript as partial.